Molecule: messenger RNA, 5612 nt
Organism: Chiloscyllium plagiosum (whitespotted bambooshark)
Lineage: Eukaryota; Metazoa; Chordata; Chondrichthyes; Orectolobiformes; Hemiscylliidae
Gene: thoc2
Product: THO complex 2
Biological process (GO): mRNA export from nucleus; mRNA processing
Cellular component (GO): THO complex part of transcription export complex
Molecular function (GO): mRNA binding
Source: RefSeq, a predicted model, not a curated record
CCUGUGACCCCUCAGCUCACCGGGCGAUACAUCCGGGCUAUGAGUGCAGAAUGGUGUGCAGCUAAGAUGGCGGUGAUGGUGUUCCAUGGCGACUGGUUGAAGAAUUGGGAGAAAGGGGGCAAAACGGAUUUUGUACAGUUAUGUCGCAGUCUUUCUGAAAAUCGAGGCUACAAUGAUGUAACAUUUAAAGAUAUUCAACAAGUUUUAUACGAGUUGGCGUGGCAUGUUAUAAAGGGCAAUCUAAAACAAGAACAAGCUGCCAGUGCUCUCAGUGAUGUCAUGGAACUUCGAGAUGAUAUGUCAUCCAUCCUGGCUGAUGUUUUCUGCGUUCUUGAUAUUGAAACAAGUUGCAUGGAAGAGAAAAGUAAAAGAGAUCAUUUUACUCAACUGGUUUUAGCAUGUUUGUGUUUGGUUUCGGAUACGGUUCUGAAGGAACGACUUGAUCCAGAGACGUUAGAAUCUCUUGGACUUGUAAAGCAAUCACAGCAGUUCAACCAGAAAUCUGUCAAAAUCAAAACCAAACUAUUUUAUAAGCAACAGAAGUUUAAUUUGUUACGAGAAGAAAAUGAAGGGUAUGGAAAACUUUUUACUGAACUGGGCCAAGACUUAUCUGGAAACCUCACAAGUGACCUAAUACUAGAAAACAUCAAAUCACUUAUAGGUUGCUUUAAUCUGGAUCCAAACAGAGUUUUGGAUAUUAUCCUAGAAGUUUACGAAUGUAGGCCAGAACACGAUGACUUUUUUGUACCUUUGAUAGAAUCCUACAUGUGCAUGUGUGAACUACAGACUCUUUGUCAUAUCUUGGGAUUCAAAUUUAAAUUUUAUCAGGAACCAAAUGGAGAAACACCACCUUCACUUUAUCGGGUAGCUGCAAUUCUACUACAAAACAACUUGGUAGAACUUGAUGAUCUUUAUGUGCACCUCCUUCCACUGGAUGCCAAUAUUCUAGAACACCAUAAACGUGAAAUAGUUGAAGCUAAGCAAAUUGCACGAAAGCUUACUCUGGUAGUACUCUCUGCAGAUAAGCCAGAUGAGAAAGAGAAGGAGAAGGAGAAAGAAGAAGAAAAGAAUGAAAAACCUCCUGACAAUCAGAAACUUGGAUUAUUGGAAGCUCUUCUAAAGAUUGGUGAUUGGUAUCAUGCACAGUGUAUCAUGGAUCAAAUACCACCUUUUUAUGCCACAGCUCACAAAUCUAUAGCACUUGCUCUCUGCCAAUUGAUUCAUGUCAUUACUGAACCCUUAUAUAGAAGGGUUGGUGUACCAAAGGGUGCCAAGGGAGCAGUAAUUCCAUCACUUAAAAAUGAAAGGGCUCCAAAACCAGUAGAAACUUUUGAAGACUUAAGAAAAGAAGUUUUCAGUAUGCUAUGCUACCUUGGACCUCACCUAUGGCAUGAUCCUAUCUUGUUUGCUAAAGUGGUUCGUAUAGGCAAAGCAUUCAUGAAAGAGCAUUCAUCAGAUGGCAGUAAACCGGAUGACAAGGAAAAAAUGGAUUCACUUGUGAGUUGUUUCCUCAGUAUUACAGAUCAAGUGUUGCUGCCAUCCCUUACAUUAAUGGACUCCAAUGCAUGUAUGUCAGAAGAGCUUUGGGGAAUGUUGAAAACAUUCCCAUACCAAUAUAGGUACCGUUUAUAUGGACAGUGGAAAAAUGACACCUACAGUAGCCAUCCUCUACUGGUCAAAGUCAAAGCUCAGACUAUUGACAGGGCCAAGUAUAUUAUGAAGCGAUUGACUAAGGAAAAUGUAAAGCCUUCUGGAAGACAAAUUGGAAAGCUGAGUCACAGUAAUCCAACUAUCUUGUUUGAUUAUAUUUUAUCCCAGAUUCAGAAGUAUGACAACCUAAUAACACCUGUUGUGGAUUCUUUGAAAUACCUCACUUCUUUGAACUAUGACGUCUUGGCAUAUUGCAUCAUUGAAGCUCUCGCCAAUCCUGAGAAAGAGAGAAUGAAGCAUGAUGACACCACCAUCUCUACCUGGUUGCAGAGUCUGGCAAGUUUUUGUGGUGCCAUUUUCAGAAAAUAUCCAAUAGAACUUACUGGUCUUCUGCAGUAUGUUGCAAACCAACUAAAAGCUGGGAAAAGUUUUGAUUUGCUGAUUCUAAAAGAAGUGGUGCAGAAGAUGGCUGGUAUUGAAAUUACAGAGGAAAUGACAACAGAGCAAUUGGAAGCCAUGACUGGUGGAGAGCAGUUAAAAGCGGAGGGUGGUUACUUUGGACAGAUUAGGAACACAAAAAAGUCAUCGCAACGGCUAAAAGAUGCAUUGUUGGACCAUGACCUGGCACUUCCUCUUUGUCUCCUCAUGGCACAGCAGAGAAAUGGUGUUAUCUUUCAGGAAGGGGGUGAGAAGCACCUCAAAUUAGUUGGAAAAUUAUAUGACCAAUGCCAUGAUACCCUGGUGCAAUUUGGAGGAUUUUUAGCUUCAAAUCUAAGUACAGAAGACUACAUCAAACGAGUGCCUUCAAUUGAUGUCCUUUGUAAUCAGUUUCACACACCACAUGAUGCUGCGUUUUUCUUGUCCCGUCCAAUGUAUGCGCACCACAUUUCGUCCAAAUAUGAUGAACUGAAGAAAGCUGAAAAGGGGAACAAACAACAACAAAAAGUUCACAAGUAUAUCAAUGCAUGUGAAUUAGUGAUGGCACCUGUGCACGAUGCUGUGGUCUCCCUUCACCCUCCCAAAGUAUGGGAUGAUAUCAGCCCUCAGUUCUAUGCCACAUUUUGGUCUCUUUCCAUGUAUGACCUUGCUGUCCCCAGCUCAAGUUAUGACCGAGAAGUAAACAAAUUGAAGGUCCAAAUGAAAGCAAUUGAUGACAAUCAGGAAAUGCCACUAAAUAAGAAAAAGAAAGAAAAAGAACGCUGCACGGCUUUACAAGACAAACUCCAAGAAGAAGAAAAGAAGCAGUUAGAGCAUGCCCAUAGAAUUCUGCAGAGAUUAAAGCUUGAAAAGGACAACUGGCUACUUGCUAAAUCAACCAAAAAUGAGACCAUCACAAAAUUCCUCCAAUUGUGCAUCUUCCCAAGGUGUAUUUUCUCAGCUAUAGAUGCAGUUUACUGCGCUAAGUUUGUAGAAUUAGUUCAUCAGCUGAAGACACCGAACUUUUCAACACUUCUGUGUUAUGAUCGGGUCUUUUCGGACAUUAUUUAUACUGUUGCAAGUUGCACAGAAAAUGAGGCCAGUCGGUAUGGAAGGUUUCUCUGUAGCAUGUUGGAGACGGUCACCAAAUGGCACAGUGAUAGAACAAUAUAUGAUAAGGAAUGUGGAAAUUACCCAGGGUUUCUCACAAUAUUACGAGCAAGUGGAUUUGAUGGAGGAAACAAGGCUGACCAAUUAGAUUAUGAAAAUUUCAGACACGUUGUACAUAAAUGGCAUUACAAAUUAACCAAAGCAUCUGUGCACUGCCUUGAAACUGGCGAGUAUGUUCAUAUCCGGAACAUAUUGAUCGUGUUGACUAAAGUCCUCCCUUGGUAUCCCAAAGUAUUGAAUCUAGGUCAAGCAUUGGAGCGAAGAGUGCAUAAAAUUUGUCAAGAAGAAAAGGAGAAAAGGCCUGAUCUCUAUGCUCUAGCUAUGGGCUAUUCUGGCCAGUUGAAAAGUAGGAAACCAUACAUGGUUCCUGAAAAUGAAUUCCACCACAAAGAUCCCCCAGCAAGGAGUGCAACGCCUGCAACAGUUCAAAAUGGACCAGGCACAGUCACACAACCUGCUGCAGCAACUACCAAUGCAGCUAAAGCAGAAGAAGGCACAAAUGAGGAGACUGCAGAUAAACUGAAGGAGAAAUCUCAGAGUGCCAUUAAAGUUACUAACAAAGCUGCUAAUGCAACACCCAAAGUCACAGCCAGCAAUGGAAGUAAUGCUGUAAAUAGCAACAAAGUAACAAAAGAGAAGGAAGAAAAAGAAAAAAGUGGGAAAGAAAGAGACAAGGAGAAGACAAUUCCAGCUGUCCCUCCAGAGGCAAAAACAACAGUUAAAGAUGCAAAGGAGAAAUUGAAAGAAGAACGGGCAAACAAAGAGGAAAAAGUACGGGAGACCAAGGAGAAAACACCAAAAGCUGAAAAAGAGAAGGAGAAAGAGAAAAUCAGGAAGGAAGAGAAGACAGCAAAGGAUGAUAAAUCCAGGUCGACAUCCAGUUGUCCUGAAACAAAGCCACACUCGGAAAAGGAGAAAGAAAAGGAACCAUCCAAGGAGAGAGAUGCACUAAAGGAAGCCAAAUCCAAAGAAAGUCACACAGGCACUAAAGGAGAAAAAGCAGCUGCUGGGUCCUUGAAGUCCCCAGUUCCACGUUCAGAAUCUUCAGAGUCUGAGAGGGAACAAAAACGACGCAAGCUUGAUUCCCACUCUUCACCGUCACAUUCCACUACUGUAAAGGAUGGUCUCGGAGAUCACAAGGAAUCUUCAGCAAAGCACCAUAGCCCGCAUCACACCAACCAUAGUACAGGCACACAGUCAAAGAGCAAAGAAAGGGAGGUGGAGAAGAAAGAGGUGGAGAAGUUGAGGGAUCGCUCAAGAGAGCGAGAAAAGAAAGAAGACAAAGAAAGAAAAGAUCGCAAAAGGGAUCAUUCAAACAGUGACCGAGAGAACAUACAAGAAUCAAAAAGGCGUAAAGAUGAAAAUGGGACAGGUGGCUCUGGAAAAAGGAGUAAAAGUGCAAGUCCUGCAGAUUCCCCACGUUCAACUGAAAAGGAGAAAAAUAAGAGUUCAAAAUCUAGCUCUGGUAAAGACAGGGAUAAAAAUGAUUCCAUCAAACUAGAAAAACUAGAAAAGAGUUCAACAACAAGCAAGAAGGAAUCUAGACAUGAUAAAGGAGACAAAAAAGAGAAGCGUGAGAGUGGAGGUUUGAAAGAAGACAAAAAACAUCAUAAAUCAUCAGAAAAACAUAGAUAAUAAAGAAUGACACAACUCAUGGUUCCCCGUCCCUCACCCACCUUAUCCCCAUUGGAUUACAAGCUGCUGCCAUGGAUUUAUUUGUGCUACUGAAUUUUGGAUACUUGGACUUCAUUUGUAAGGAUGGCAAAUCACGACAGAGGACCUAACCGAAGCCUAUUAAAAUAUUUUGUUGAAUUCCUUUCACUCCAUUUCUGUUGGCCAUCGUUUAAAAGUUGAGUUGUGUUGUCUUUUAACUUGAUGUUUUGUCUGUAUGCAUGUCAUUUUCAGUAUAAUACUAGCAAGUGGUUUGCUCUUUAAUAUAAGCACAAUGUGCUGUACACAGCAAAACCACAGAGUAUAUUUUGUAGUCACUUUGAGAACGGACUGGCGUCUGCUACAGACUGUCUACAACCUUUUGUCUUCACCUUUAUGGCAAUGAAGAUAUUUGUAUAUUAUGUAUACACUAGUAUAGUGAUUGUGUGUAAUUAAAAUCAGCCAUUGUUUAAUUUACUGAUUAAAACUAUCCUGUGCAGCAUCUUGUGUUUAUUCCAUGAAUUGUCAUUGAAGAAAAUGAAUUGCAAGAGUUGUCCUUUAAAAGAUUAAAUUAGGUUUAAAUUGUACAACUACAGGAGAUUUCUAUUUCCAUGAAUACCUAUGUUUCGUCAUAAAUUUUCAAGAUUGCAUUUGAAUUUUUUAUCUGCUGUAUUCUACCAGUGUAAUCUUUUUCUAAAUAAAUGGAUAGUUUUCUCAGUCGGUCA